Messenger RNA from Ceraceosorus guamensis, 1619 nucleotides. Its product is annotated as Mak16 protein. The transcript has 4 exons. The record is from RefSeq and is a predicted model, not a curated record. Gene Ontology annotation, cellular component: preribosome, large subunit precursor; nucleolus. The coding region runs from base 247 to 1356 and encodes 369 amino acids. Gene Ontology annotation, biological process: maturation of 5.8S rRNA; maturation of LSU-rRNA. NCBI's taxonomy places the organism in Eukaryota, Fungi, Basidiomycota, Exobasidiomycetes, Ceraceosorales, Ceraceosoraceae.
CAUUUGGAGGUCUCACGUCGCUCAUUCACCACUGCACACACCUCUGGACAGGCUUGACAAUCGCUCCUUCACCAGCUCACUGCGAGCUGAUCAGACCCACCUGCACCUUCAUUUGAGCGUUCAGAACACAGAGCACAGGCUCUCAAUCUUCACUCCGUUUGCUUCGCCUCGAUCAAAUCGGACCUUGCCGUCCAUCCAAAGCUCUUCAACCCAUCCAAAGCUUUUAGCGGAGACACCUUUCCGACAAUGUCGCACGCUCAGUCAGACGAUGUCAUAUGGUCCUUGAUCGGUCAUGGCUUUUGCUCUUUCAAGCUCUCCUCUCCCAGCAUCAAGACGCAUCAGACCUUUUGCAGGAACGCGUACAACUUGACCGGGUGGUGCAAUCGACAAUCUUGUCCGCUGGCCAAUGCGCGAUACGCUACAGUGCGCGACGUCGAAGGUACAGUGUACCUAUACAUCAAGACUCCCGAAAGAGCUCACGCUCCCUCAAAAUUGUGGGAAAGGGUCAAGUUGUCCAACAAUAUCGAAAAGGCGAUGAAACAGAUCGACGAAGAGCUGCCAUUUUGGAACAAUUUCGUCAUCCACAAAGCCAAGCAGAGGUGGAUGAAGAUCAAGCAGUACAGGGAUAAGAUGAGGAGCUUGGCAAAGGUUGCUGAUGAGCAACCCAAGCUGGUGGGAAUCAAGAAAAAGACGGAAAGGCGAGAGGCGAACCGAGAGAACAAGGCGAUGCGGGCUGCGAGAUUAGAGAAAUCCAUCGAGGCGGAGCUUUUGAGCAGGUUGAAGUCGGGCUUGUAUGGAGAGGCACCACUAAACGUUAAUGAGGACAUUUGGAGGCGAGUGAUAGAGGAGAAGGCCGAAAAAGAAGGCUUGCAAAUCGAGAGGGAGGAAGAGCUUUUGGAUGAGCAGGACGAAGAGGACGAGUGGGACAUGGAUAGUGAGGAUGAGCUGGAAGAAGAGGAAGACUUCGAUGGGGUUGGGGAUCGGGAAUUUGUGGAGGAUGAGGAUUCGGAUGAUGAGCUGGACGACUUGGAAGAGAUUGACGAGGAGGAGGAAGACGACGAGGAUGCCGAGUCUGGCGCUUCUUCUGAGGAUCUCGAAUCGGACCUCUCAGACUCUGCUUCGGAGUCAGCAGACACCGCAGCCGACCCGAAAGCAGGUCGCAAACGGCCGGCUUCGGACGUACCGCCCAAGAAAACGUUGGACAAGAGAGUGAAAGCUGCCCCUCCUCGUGCAAGACUGCCCAAGAAGCCAGCCCCAAAGAAAGGCAAGAAAGGCUCAGGCGGAGCUCCCAAUCUGGAGGUGGAAUACGAGCAAGAGACGGUCCCGCUUUCGAAAGAGUCCAUCGCCAAUUGGUAGUCACGUAUUUGCGAGCUCUCACACAGAGAAGUCUCUUCCGUCAUGUGGUUAGGAGCAAGACAGACUGAUCGAGAGCUUUCGCAGGUCGCACUUGCCAUUUCAGAGCGUUCAAGACGGCCGGGAGUGUACAAUAUAUCGGUUGCGAACGCGCUGCGGUGGAAGCUACAGGUUGCCGUGCGAUGUGGGACAAAAAAGGGGCGGUUUCAGCACGCUCGCUGCAGGGAUAGUCUCAGCAGAUCCACCAGGUCAGUGCCUCUAUUCUC